Lodderomyces parapsilosis is the source of this 567-nucleotide messenger RNA. RefSeq names its product Med3p (gene MED3). NCBI's taxonomy places the organism in Eukaryota, Fungi, Ascomycota, Pichiomycetes, Serinales, Debaryomycetaceae. Bases 1 to 567 code for a protein of 188 amino acids. The transcript has a single exon. The record is from RefSeq and is a predicted model, not a curated record.
AUGUUCAAAUUUGACUCAUUAGACACCAAUCUGCGACCCAAGCUCCCAGACCUGAUCAAAAUUGACGACAUCACAUCGGGAAGGAUUGAUCCUCAACUAAUAUACAAUGAGAUAGAACGAUUGAAAGCAGAGAUUAACAUAUUGCGGAACGACAUGUCAAUGUUCCUACAAGCGUUGGCUACUAUACCUGAAGAUAACUCGCCUCAAGAGUACUAUCGCACAACAAUGUCGAGGCUAGAGACAGUACAGGAAAGUAUACAGGAAUACUGCGAACGAUAUAAUAAGCUUUUGCCAAUCAUUAAUCUAGCUCAAAUUAAACUAGGUCACGAAGUCGAGGCUCCACCUGUAAAUAAGGCGAAACCCAUUCAGUCACAGCAAAGUAACAAAGUCAAAAGUAGUGCUAAAGUACUAGAGUCGGGUGCUCAAGGGCAGAUUCCAAACUUUAAUCAAUCAACCGCUAGUAAUGGAAAUGGGAACGCAUCGAGAAAUACAAAAAAGCCCACCAAGAAGGGAAACCUGACGAAUAAAAUUUCAGAAGGAACAUCAACACAGCCGAUAGUGAUAUAG